AUGAAGGUUAAUGAUGUGUUUACCUCUGCUGGCUAUGACAUGGUCGUAGCUGUUACGCAGAAAUCGAUCAACGACCAACUCAAUCACUUGGCAAAUCCUGACAUAGGGACGAUUAAGACAACACUUGUCAUCGAGAUGGGAGCAGAUCCCAAUAAUGCGGACCAAUGGCUGCCUGUCGUCCACGAAGACUGGACCAGUGUCCCCAGGGACACCAACGGACUUCCGGUCAACCCUUCGAUGAAUGCAGUCUACCAUCCCACUAUCGAAAUCGACAAGAGCGGAACGGUCGUUAACCUCGUCCUUUCUUUCAAAUCAGGUAAUCUCUACACACGGAGUCUCAGAACUGGAAACAUGCAGAAGGGAGUGGACAUGACAAAAUGGGCAGCCCCAGCGGAGAUGAUUCAGCAACUUAACAAUUUCUUGGACAACCAAUUCAGUGUUUCGCAGCUUUUCGUGAACUUUGAAUCAACUAACCUUCUACGAUUUGAUCCUUCCGUGACAAGCGUCGGCAACAGUGGGCCUCAAGCAAUGGAAAUGUUUACCUACUUCAUGUCCUCCUACCUCGGCGCUAUUCAGGCCAAUUCGAAUGCAAAUCCUUAUAUCCUUGGCUACGCAGUCACUCAAACACCGCAGACCGUCAACCCUGCUGACGCCCAGAUAAGUGACAGCAUGAAACCUGUCGGCUGUACUUUCACAUUGUACAAGGAUGAUGAUCCAAAUAAGAGCACUGUCAACUUCAUUCUCAACACAAAGCUUAGCGGGGGGAAGAACGGUCCUGGAAAGCACAGCACGCCUGGCAACUUCGAUUACAAUCCGAUUGCCACCACUGAGCAAUGCGAUGGCAAGAUGAUAUAUUCUUCCUUCUGCCUGCUAGAAUCGGUCAUUUUGAAAAAUUUCUACCAGACCUAUGCGGACCAGACCCACAGUCUUGUUAAAGAUCACUUAACCCUCUCCUCAAACAACGACUACGACUACGACAAGGCCAAAAUUAUCAAGAAAGAUGCCAAUGGUAACCAAAUUGGGCUUUCGUACAAGGUCUACUAUACGAGUGGCACUGACGACGACUUCCAAAACUCCUUUGAUGUACACUGGUCUCCAACGAGCACUGGGGUUUUGAUAGACCUUCUCGGCUCCAUUCAUAUCAAGAAGACCAACAACACUGACGUGGGUGCUGGUAACACGGCCACUUCGUGGGUCAGCAUGGACCAGACCUGGUCAUCUACGAUCACUCUGGACUGCACUAUUGACAGCGCGACUAACAAACCAACCAUCAAAGCUUCCACUCCUGUUAUCACUAUAACUUCGUCCAAUAAUGAUAAUUACCAGAAUGGCUGGGCGAAAUUCUUGGGAGGACUUGGUAUCGUGCUGGGUGGCCUUCUUGACGCGAUCACUGCUGGUAAAUUCAACUUGGAGAACACGUUUAGCGACAAUUGGGGGGCUCAUGUGGAUGGAAUACCUCAAGUUAAUGUUACCAUGGAUCACCUUUUCGAUGCGACUCACAACUCUUUUAUGCUCCCAGCUGGAGAUGUUUUUUAUUUCAAGGAAAAUUUUUUUUCGCAAGAAAACGUUGACAUCAGUGUCUCUUGCGAAUUGAUGAGUAAUUCUCAAGCCGGACUGCCUGUAUCGGUCACACAGGAUAUGGUUGUUGUCCAGGAUAAUACUGGCCAACCUCUUUUAUUCGGCAUUGGAAUCGACAAGAGGUUUAACCUCCUCACCAGCGUUUCUGGAGGCUCUUCCAGCGGUUGGGCUACAAAACAUCUAUUGGACAGCUUUCCAGAGUAUGCAACAGCCACAGCUUUCGACGUGGUACAGGAUACUUCAGGCCGUAUUUCUAUUGCAUUCUGUCUCCAGAAAAACAACGAUCCUGGUAUUGACGUUUUCUUUGCGAGCUUACUCUCCAACGACUUGUCUCGCACCGACUUUGGAAAACUCUCAGCUCUCUCCACCAGGGUCUCAGGCCUUGACAAGGUGUUCGUGCCCGAUGCAAUUGGUUUGGGAUCUUCUGACGAUGGAAAUCGCCCGGUGCUUACUGUUGAAGGUUUGACCAACUCUAAGCAUAUCUACUACCAAGUUCAAGCUGGCGAUACGACAGCCCAAAGGCUGGAGCUUCCUGAGCAACUCGAUCCCACCCCACAUAGUCUACUUGCUCACCGAAUGGGCCAUAACUUUGGUCAACGCGCGAACUAUUUCCUCUAUGUAAUUGGCCAGUCCAAGCAUAUUAGCGUGAUUACAACCGCAGAUGCGAACGAAGGUUCACUUGCUUACGACUACAGCCCGGGUAAUAACGAGCUUCCAUCAGCCUUUAGGAGUCUGGAUUACAACACAAUCGAGACAGCCACCAGCCGACCUGAUCCAGUUGAUCCCGCAUCAGACCUGUACAUUGGCGCUAGGACUGGCGUUUACAGAAUCCCGAAUGGCAAAGCGGCAUCCAUGGAGCUCGUCUCAGGCGAUAUUUCUGAUGUGCAUGAGAUCCAGGCAAUUCUUGACGGUGACGACAUCUCACUCUGGGUUACGGCUAGUCCCAACAAGCUCUACUAUAUCUACGGCCAUAGAACCCCUGGAAACAUAUCCGUGGCUUGGAGAACGCCUAUUUUGUUCGCAUCUAAUGUCCUCCAGGUUGCUGCUAUGAGGUCGGCAGUCAAAAAGGCAAACGAGCUGUUUGUGUUGACGCAGGACCAAUCAAUCACGCACUACUGGCAAGAUACUGCUUCCACCAUCUGGAGAAGCAAAGUUGCCGUGAUAAAGAACGACCCUUAUGUCUUGAAUUUUGAUUCCUGCACAUCGCACGUUCAUCUGGAGGCCAAAGGGUUACCACUUAAUGGCCAGAUAGUCAAGGUUACCUCGAGCGAGUGGCAGUAUUGCGUCAUCAACGGUCUGAUGUACUCCUUGGAUGAGGAUGUCGCCGCCGAGAUUCCCACAGAUCCGAUGGGAAAUAUCACUAUCAUUAGCACAGCCGUUGAUAUAAGUCCGCCUGUGUUACACAUACAGAGCGACGCCUUUCUUGAGACCAUCAAUAUAUAUCCUAGUGGAAAGAUACACGCUCACCUACAGUCAAUCACCAGCGGUGACUCGCUCAAGAAUGCCUUGACGCAGGAUGGAAAGCCAGUACUCUCCCAAGACACCUCAGCAGAAACUGCCAACGGGGUGGCAGCGAACGUCAUGACACUACAUUCAGCAGCAGUCCAGAGUUUCCCACCAACCCUUGCCGGAAAUACUUUCGUUUCUAUCGAGAAGCCCAUUCAGCCAUCCCCGAUUGCUAACAAAGCUAGUGCUUCGAAGCUCAAGCAUACAUUGAAUGCGCCCUUAACGGCCAACCAUUUGCCCGAUAAUUUUGCAACGGGACUGCAAUUCAAGCGGGGAACAUGGAAUUUGCACACGCUCCACACUGCGCAGGCUGUCGUCAAGCAGGCCAAAAUGGCCAAAUUUUCACUCGGUGAUUUGACAGAUAUUGCAGGAGACGUGUGGCAUCAUCUCGAAGAACUAGGUGGCGAGAUUAUCAGUGCGGUAGAGAGUGCACCUAUCGUCCUGUCUGAGGGAAUUAAUUUCAUUAUUUCAAAGGCUCAAGGAGUCCUUCAAUUCAUUCUUACGAUUGGGGAUAAGGUCGUGUCAAUCGCGCUGAAGUCUUUUUUGCUGGUUUUCAAAGCCCUCAACUAUAUCCUCAAGCUUGUUGGUAUAGAUAUCUCCAAGCUCCUGGCGUGGCUUGGAAAUCUAUUAGGUUGGGAUCAUAUCUGGAAUACACACAAGAUGAUCGCAUCAACCAUAACAAACUUCCUUGACUUUGCCGAGGCAAACUCCGCAAAAUACAUCGACAUGGCUCGAGUAGCAUCGAAGAGCGUUGCAGAUACCCUCGAGAAGUCACUUAAAGCCAUCAUUCUCCCAGAUAACCUGAAGACGCAAACACCUGCUGCAACUACCAGCCAGGCCAAUUCUAAGGAUGAGUCGACGGCGUGGAACUCUCCUCAGAGCAAUUUCGCCGCGUACCACUUCAUGCACUCGGCUUCGGGCGGUGCAAGUCCUGCGAAAACCGCCGCUCUUGCGACUGUCAAGGCUGUCUCUAGUCCUGGCAACCCUGUCACGCAAAUCUUCAACGAUGUUCUCAAGCCAAUUGCAGAUGUUCUCAUCUCCAAGAUUGGUACGGAUGCCGGAGACGUGCUCGCGCUUGUUCGUAAUCACACCAUGGAUGAUCUACGUCAGCUUGCAUUCGACGUUUCAGACACUAUCAUCUCUGUUUUUGCUACACUUGUCGAUGGUCUCCUGAAACUUAUCGAAGACGUAAUUGGAGACUUCAAGGGCUUAUUGGAAACGGAAUGGAACCUGCCGAUCAUCAGUGACCUUUACGAACUUGUCAGUGAGCUACUCGGAGACGGUGAGAAGUUCUCAAUCGUCAAUGGCAUCUCCUUCCUGGUGGCUAUUCCCAUGGUCGUGGUGACUGAGAUUGCCGGCAUUGGUUCACUCGAACAGCACAACACGUUCGGCAUGGACCAUCCAGGCUUUCCCCAGACUCUUGCCUCGCAGAUGGAUCCUACUCAACGACCCGUCAUCAAAGCGACUUCGCUUUCGACCAAGGGACUGGCGACCAUGAACCUUGACGCUGCUGCCGGUCCUCCUCCAUCCGACCUCGUUACCUACUCCGGCAUCGCCGGCCUCAUAGCCGCAGGACUAGGAAUUUUCGGCAGCAUCGGGGACAUUUUUGACACAAAAUAUGAGAUUGAACUGGAUCGCACCUGGAAAGUCGGACUCAUAAUCGGCCAGGCCGCAUUUGGCUUCCUGAUUCAGGACGAUUCUGAGAAGGAGGGCCAAGACAACUAUCGACCCUGGAUUUGGCGUGUUAUCACCUGGCUCGCGAGCUCCAUCUACGAUGUCAUUGAAGAGUGGAAGGAGAAGUUCACGUUUGGUGCCGACGGGGAUACGAAUCGUGCAAUAGGUCGGGCAGUUCUUGACUUUUUCUGCAUAGUGACCACUCUCGGCGUGGACACGCUUGAGAAGAUUUAUUCGUCGGCUCCUGAGACUCUGUCUUCGGAUCUUGCGUGCAAUCUUGGUGGAUUGGCGUAUGCACUUGGCGAGGCUAACAAAAGCGUAGAGCUCAGUGUUCUCGGGUCAGGGAUGGCUAUCCUUGGUUCGUUCGUUGCAGGUGGCAGUGCCAUGAAGACUCUCAUGAAUGGCGAGAAUAUAUGGCAUGGUAUUCGGAUUGGAGGUUAG
This is a messenger RNA of Penicillium maclennaniae, 5199 nucleotides long. RefSeq lists its product as uncharacterized. Bases 1 to 5199 code for a protein of 1732 amino acids. Lineage: Eukaryota; Fungi; Ascomycota; Eurotiomycetes; Eurotiales; Aspergillaceae. The record is from RefSeq and is a predicted model, not a curated record. The transcript has 9 exons.